UUUCUGCUAUAUGUGCUACUUUAUGCAGACAAGCUUUGCUGGUGUUGAGGUUAUGCCUCUUCUACCAGAGGAAUCCAUGGCUGUGGACAUACCUGAAGAGGACCUGGAGAUAAGCUUCACAAGAGCUGGAGGUAAAGGAGGCCAGAACGUGAACAAGGUGGAAACGGCUGUUCGCAUGGUUCAUAUUCCAACUGGAAUUGCAGUUCGCUGCUCAGAGGAGAGGAGCCAGCUGGCCAACAAAAUAAAGGCCCUCAGCCGGCUCAAAGCGAAGCUGCUGGUGAUCGCCCUGGAGCAGCGUGCAUCAGAAAUCAAGCAGAUCCGUGGAGACAUUGUGAAGGCAGAGUGGGGGCAGCAGAUACGCAACUACGUCUUCCACCCCUACAAGCUCGUCAAGGAUGUCAGGACAGGGUGUGAGACGUCGGACAUCACUGGCGUAAUGGAUGGAGAGCUAGAUCCCUUUAUCAGAGCAUACAUUAAGUACAAGCUAACUGCGGCAGCUACCAGCUGAUUUUUGUUGAGGAGCAUAGCAAUGAGUGAUACCUACAUCCAUUGUAUUAUGUUGUAGUAUGAGGUUUUCAUCUCUCUCUUGAUUUAGUAUAAUUUCAUAGCACUAGCAAUCUAGCAUUGUAUUUAUUGAUCUAGGAAUCGAAGUGGAAACAUGGCAAA
Molecule: messenger RNA, 666 nt
Organism: Zea mays
Lineage: Eukaryota; Viridiplantae; Streptophyta; Magnoliopsida; Poales; Poaceae
Product: peptide chain release factor PrfB1, chloroplastic
Exons: 2
Coding region: 11-508 (165 amino acids)
Biological process (GO): translational termination
Molecular function (GO): translation release factor activity
Source: RefSeq, a predicted model, not a curated record